AUCACAAAAACCGGAGCGGUGAACUUAAAAUUAAAACAGUUGAAGGUGGGAACAAAAAUUUUAAUUCCCACACUUGGAUAUAUUUUCCCACACUUGCAUUUACUCCCCAAACCCUAACCGAGAACAACUCAUUUUCUCCCAACUCUCCUCUUCAUCCUUCCCCGCCUCCGACCAACACUUUUCUCUCUUCUCCUUCUCUCUCGCUUCGUUGUCCUUCCAAACCCUACUCUCUCUCUCAGUUUCUAGUUCACCAACCUCGAGAAAUUCAAGAGCUCCGCGGCUCCGAUUCAUUUCACAGAGAUCGAGGGAUUCGAGGUCGGAGAUUUCCCGACGGUGAGUUUGAAUUCGGAAUUGGUGCGGAAGCUGGAGUCGGCGCUUGGGGUUUCGCUGGGAGGCUCGGUGACUGACAUGGCGGUGGUGAUAGCGACGACUUCAAUUGAGUUGAUAAUUGGGUUUUUGGUGGUGCUGUGGCGGAGAUCGUCUGAUAAGACUAGUUGGGUGGUGAAGCAGCUGGCUCUGAGCUCCAGCGGUCCAGCCUCCAGUUCUUCGGCAGCUCGGCCCUUGAGGCAUGAUCAGUUGCUGCCUUGCUGGGUUAUUCACUCCAGUCACUCCACCGAAUCUAGGAUGUUAAAGAGGAGCUGUGUGAAUCAGAGGGCCACAAAUGAAAGCUUGAAGAGAAUAAAGGUUUCACCUGCUACUACUAUUAUUGCUGCAACUGAUUUAUCUGUUGUGAAAUAGGUGUGCAAGUGGCAGCGACGAUCCGAAUUGUUCUACACCCAAAAGGAUGUUGAUGUUGUGAGGUCAGAGUGGGCUAAGUUUGUGAUGAAGUAUCAUAUUGCAUAGCUGUGAUGGUUGUUCAAGGCAGGGCUCUUAUUUUGGUAUUUUGAUCACCUGCCUCCUGCUAGCUGGUUUUAGUUUUUGCUUUAGUUAUAGGCAUGGUUAAUGCGCAGUUGAAGGCAUUUUUGUUUUGGUAUUUUGAUGAGCCUCCUGCUAGCUAGUUUUAGUUUUUGCUUUAGUUAUAGGCAUGGUUAAUGCAAUGUGGACGCGUUUAUGUUUUCAGGCUUUAUGCAGUUAUAGCCACUUAGGCAAUGUUAAUUCUUAUGUAAAUGUUGGGAUGAAUAUUGCUGAUGAAUGAAAUGGCUUUUGGAAUCAAGGAUGUGUUCAAUUGUACAGAAUGUAUGUCUUCUCUUAU
This is a messenger RNA of Rosa rugosa (rugosa rose), 1192 nucleotides long. RefSeq lists its product as uncharacterized. Bases 409 to 738 code for a protein of 109 amino acids. The record is from RefSeq and is a predicted model, not a curated record. Lineage: Eukaryota; Viridiplantae; Streptophyta; Magnoliopsida; Rosales; Rosaceae. The transcript has 5 exons.